Messenger RNA from Phyllostomus hastatus (greater spear-nosed bat), 1644 nucleotides. It is a transcript of the gene TMEM164, whose product is annotated as transmembrane protein 164. The record is from RefSeq and is a predicted model, not a curated record. Lineage: Eukaryota; Metazoa; Chordata; Mammalia; Chiroptera; Phyllostomidae. Bases 665 to 1558 code for a protein of 297 amino acids. The transcript has 7 exons.
CCCUAUUCAAGUAGGAGGAGGAAGAGCAGGGAAAAGAAGGACUAGAAGCCUCUAUCUUAGGCACUAAAGUGUGAGGAGUGGGGAUGUGGUUAGCAGGGUGAGAGAAGCUAUCAUCCUGGUCUUACACAAGUGCAGUAUUCUAGGGCAAAAAGGAGGUGUCAGGAAGCAGAAGGCCAGACCCAACCAACACCCCACAGAGCAAAGCUGGGCGGGCGCUCAGCACUAGACUUCAGUGCCUCCCACCCCCGUCCGGCCCCGAGAACUUAGUCAGGGCUGGCUGAGUGCCUACAAGGUGUCCGGUGUAGAAAGAAGUGCCCUAGAGAAGCGAGUCGCAGGAUGCGAAGUCAGUCAAAAGGCUUCACCGAAGAGACACCUUCAGCACAGAUUGGCCAACGGCUCAUUUCAACCCUGCCUCGUUGGUGGCCACUGGAGAAACGCGGGGGGCUCCCCAGACAGCCGUGGGGACAAGUUAGAGCCAGCACUUAAGCCCAGGCCUCGAAUGUAGCUUCCCCUCUCCUGCUCACGGGGGGCCCCGUGUCUGGAGUGGAGUGUGGGUGUGGGGGUGUGCCCUCUGUACUGGUUCCACCACCCGAGCAACUCCCUGAGCUUGUGUUCCAUCUCAUCUUGUUUCCUGCACGGUGGUUGAAGGGAACCGCUUCCUAUCAUGUCCCGGUAUAGCUACCAAAGUCUUCUGGACUGGCUCUAUGGGGGUGUGGACCCCAGCUUUGCAGGCAAUGGGGGCCCCGACUGUGCUGCCUUCCUCUCUUGGCAGCAGCGGCUGCUGGAAAGUGUGGUGGUCCUGACCGUGGCCCUGUUGGAGAUCCUGGUGGCCCUGCGGCACAUCCUGAGGCAGACGAAGGAGGACGGUAGGGAUGGCCGUGGCUGCCAGCCAGAGCAGGUGACCCAGCGGCCAGAGGAAGGCAAGGAGAGCCUGAGCAAGAAUCUGCUCUUAGUAGCCCUGUGCCUGACCUUCGGGGUGGAGGUGGGCUUUAAGUUCGCCACCAAGACCGUCAUCUACCUGCUCAACCCCUGUCACCUGGUCACCAUGAUGCAUAUUUUUCUCCUGGCCUGCCCUCCAUGUCCGGGAGCUAUCAUCAUCUUCAAGAUACAGAUGCAUAUGUUGAAUGGAGCUCUUCUAGCCUUACUGUUUCCUGUGGUAAAUACCCGACUGCUCCCCUUUGAAUUGGAGAUAUACUACAUUCAGCAUGUUAUGCUCUAUGUGGUACCCAUCUAUCUGCUUUGGAAAGGAGGUGUUUACACCCCAGAGCCCCUCAGCUGUUUCCAGUGGGCACUUCUCUCAACUGGCCUCAUGUUCUUUUAUCACUUCAGUGUCUUACAGAUCCUGGGCCUGGUCACCGAAGUGAAUUUGAACAACAUGCUGUGUCCGGCCAUCUCAGACCCAUUCUACGGCCCCUGGUAUCGCAUCUGGGCCUCGGGACACCAGACUCUCAUGACCAUGACCCACGGGAAGCUGGUCAUCCUGUUCUCAUAUAUGGUUGGGCCCUUGUGUAAAUAUCUGCUGGAUUUGCUCCGGCUUCCAGCCAAGAAAAUAGACUGAAGGUGGUUUUUUUCUCUCCCUGAGGAAACAAGUCCUGACUUGAUUUGAAGAACACCCAGUUCUUAAUGAAACCUUGGGAGAGGGCA